Messenger RNA from Pygocentrus nattereri (red-bellied piranha), 4323 nucleotides. It is a transcript of the gene prkd2, whose product is annotated as protein kinase D2. The transcript has 18 exons. The record is from RefSeq and is a predicted model, not a curated record. Lineage: Eukaryota; Metazoa; Chordata; Actinopteri; Characiformes; Serrasalmidae. Bases 623 to 3403 code for a protein of 926 amino acids. Gene Ontology annotation, molecular function: protein serine/threonine kinase activity; ATP binding. Gene Ontology annotation, biological process: protein phosphorylation.
AGGUUUAGACAGCUUGAGGUGGAGAUCAGGGAAGAGGGAGUGUCUUCGGUUCUCUUAAACAGAGCGUAUUUGGUUUAGCUCAGCUCUACAAGAAACUGAAACACGGGUCGACUUGUAGAGCAAGCUUAACCAGGCGCUCGCUCGUGCCUUCAUUAUUUCCUGUACUCGGAGGCCAUCUUGUUGAGACGAGCUUAGAGAUUUUGUAGUCUUUCUUUUUCGUUGUACUGUUUGUGUUCCAUCUCUUCCUGUGGUGUGUUUCCUGCUAAAGUUUGGACUUUCUCCUCUUCAAAGCAGCUUUGGAAGAGGAGGACGGGGGAAAGGAGGGGGAGCCGGAGGGAUACUUUCUGCCAGAAAGUGGAGUUGUAGUUAUUAACUGUCCUCGCUUGGCUGCUCUCUGAAAUGAAAGGCGUAACGUUAUAGUAUUUUGUGAAGUGCGGCGAACGGAAGAAGCGAAAAGUUGGACUUCCUAGAAAGGGAGCCUUUUUCCUGUUCUCCUGCAAGACGGAGACCACUGAGCAGGACUACGACCGUACACGAGUGAGUGAACUGUGUCUUGGUGUGUACUCCUGGCUCCCUUGCAUCCCUUUCUUUUACCUCCUUGCCUAAGUGGCGGUAGCUCUUCAUGAUGGCCAAUGGCAGUCCUGACAUGCCCCCAGGACCCCUAUCCCAGGUGUUUUUCCCCCCAGGUAGCUCUUCUCCCCCUGGGUCAGUGGUAUUACAGCAUGCCCUCCCAUUUUCACUGUCUGCUGUUCAUACACCGGGCUUCCCUGCUGUGGACACAGGACUGUCUCAUGGGCCUAGUGGCGCUUCCACUAUGUCCUUUAUGGCUCCCACGCCAGCUGGUGUUUCCUUCAUCAUCCAGAUUGGACUGACCCGAGAAUCUGUACUGCUGCCCCAGACAGCGGACCUGGCCUAUGUCAAACAGAUUGCCUGCUCUAUCGUGGACCAAAAGUUUCCUGAGUGUGGCUUCUAUGGGAUCUAUGACAAAAUCCUUCUUUUCAAGCAUGACACAAGCAGCAAUAACAUCCUGCAGUUGGUCAAAGCUGCAGCUGAUAUCCAGGAGGGGGAUUUGGUGGAGGUGGUGCUGUCUGCGGCUGCCACUUUUGAGGAUUUUCAGAUUCGCCCUCACGCUUUGAAUGUGCACUCAUACCGUGCCCCUGCCUUCUGUGAUCACUGUGGUGAGAUGCUGUUUGGCCUUGUGAGACAAGGGCUCAAAUGUGAUGGUUGUGGGCUGAACUACCACAAACGCUGUGCUUUCAGCAUUCCUAACAACUGCAGUGGGGCAAGAAAGAGACGGCUGUCCACUACAUCUCUGUCCAGUAGCCAGUCUCUCCGUCUGUCUAUGACAGAGUCUUUCAGCAGUCUCAGCACCAGCACAACCUCUGAAGAUACGAACCUCAUCCGCUCUCACACACAGAUGCCCAGAACUCCCAGCGAAGCUCGGCGAUUUUACACUGGACGGCCUGUCCACUUGGACAAGAUCCUGAUGAGCAAGGUGAAGGUGCCACACACAUUUGCAGUGCACUCCUACACGCGGCCGACUGUCUGCCAGUACUGCAAAAGACUGCUCCGGGGCCUCUUCCGACAGGGACUACAGUGUAAAGACUGCAAAUUCAACUGUCACAAACGGUGUGCGUACAAGGUACCCAACGACUGUCUAGGGGAAACUAUUGGAGAUAUGUUGAGUCCAAGUACAGACCCAGAGGUACCGAUGGAUUACAGUAGUGAGUAUUCUGACUCUGAGAAGUCAUCUCUGAUGGAUGAUUCAGAUGAGGCCUGCAGUAUUCCUGGCUCAUUUUCCCCUGACAAUAGCCAAGACGGUGCCAGUGGAGACCAGAGUGCUAAUAUUCCCCUGAUGAGAGUGGUGCAGUCAGUGAGGCAGACCACACGCCGCUCCAGUACAGCUAUUAAAGAAGGCUGGAUGGUGCACUACAGCAACAAGGACACACUGAGGAAGCGACAUUAUUGGCGUCUGGACUGCAAGUGUAUCAUCCUGUUCCAGAAUGACACAACCAACAAAUACUACAAGGAAAUCCCUCUCUCUGAGAUUCUGGAAGUACGUCCAGCAGGUGAUUUCUCACUGGUGCCCGGUGGUGCCAGCGCACACUGUUUUGAGAUUGUGACAGGCACCAUGCUCUACUAUGUGGGUGAGGACCCUAACAUUGUCCCCGCUCAGUCACCCAGCUUGUCAGGUCUUAUUUCACCCAGUAGUGUAAUACCUAAUAGUGGAGUCGGACGGGAAGUUGCCAAAGCCUGGGAGAACGCUAUACGUCAGGCCCUUAUGCCGGUCAUCUUCCAGGACAAUCCACCAGCUGAAGGCAACACCCCUCGCAGGCAGGCAUCAGUCAGUAUCUCUGUGUCCAACAGUCAGAUUAAGGAGAAUGUGGACAUAGGCACAGUAUAUCAGAUAUUUGCUGAUGAAGUUCUGGGGUCUGGCCAGUUUGGAGUGGUAUAUGGGGGUAAACACCGGAAAACUGGACGGGAUGUGGCAGUGAAAGUGAUUGACAAACUUCGCUUUCCCACCAAGCAGGAGAGCCAACUGAGGAACGAGGUGGCCAUACUCCAGAGUUUGCGUCACCUAGGCAUAGUAAAUCUGGAGUGUAUGUUUGAAACUCCUGAGAAGGUGUUUGUGGUGAUGGAGAAGCUACAUGGAGACAUGCUGGAGAUGAUCCUGUCCAGUGAGAAAGGACGGCUUCCUGAGAGACUCACAAAGUUCCUCAUCACACAGAUAUUGGCUGCCCUGAGACAUCUCCACUUUAAGAAUAUUGUCCAUUGUGACCUGAAACCUGAGAAUGUACUGCUGGCCUCAGCAGAACCAUUUCCACAAGUGAAGCUGUGUGACUUUGGUUUUGCCCGUAUUAUAGGAGAGAAGUCUUUCCGGCGAUCUGUGGUGGGCACACCUGCAUACUUGGCCCCUGAAGUUUUACUGAACCAGGGCUAUAACCGUUCUUUGGACAUGUGGUCAGUUGGGGUUAUUUUGUAUGUGAGCUUGAGUGGGACCUUCCCCUUUAAUGAGGACGAAGAUAUCAAUGAUCAGAUCCACAAUGCUGCCUUCAUGUACCCACCUAAUCCCUGGAAACAAAUCUCACCAGAAGCUAUCGAUCUCAUCAAUAAUCUGCUUCAGGUGAAGAUGAGAAAACGUUAUAGUGUGGACAAGAGUCUCAGCCAUGCAUAUUUACAGGACUAUCAGACAUGGUUGGACUUGCGAGAGCUGGAGUCAAAGCUGGGUGAACGGUACAUAACCCAUGAGAGUGACGAUGCUCGCUGGCAGCUAUUUGCUCAGGAGCACACUUUACCAUACCCAGUCCACCUAGUACCUGCACCACCUGCUUCCGAUGAUGAACAAGAGUCCACUGAUGACACAGAUAUGCAGGGCCUGACAGAGCGUGUCAGUAUUCUCUGAGGAAGCAGAGUCAAGGCAGCGAAACAUUGGUUGGUGGGAUAGGGGAUAUUUAAUGCUUCUAUUAAUCGUUUAAAUUGGUUUUGUUAGGUUGUUUCCUUCUUCCCUUCUUAGCUCCUAGCAGUAAACAGCCCCCUCUACCUCUUUCAUCAUUCAAUCCUGACUUUCCCCUCUGUAAUGUAGGCUCUCAGCUGUGCCUGAGAGUAAUGUAAAGAGCAGUAGAGAUGAAACUCUUGUCGGCUUGGACCUAGGGGUAGAGUGAAAAAAUGUUACAUAUCAAGGACCAGACAGGUGAGGAAGAUUCCACCAUGACUGCUCUUUCCUUAGUUUACAAUAUCCAGAAAUGAUUUAUAAUGCAUGGAGACAAAGGACAUCUGUAGGAAAGACAAGCAAAUACUGUACAGUGCCGAGAUUACUGGUUCUUGCACCGUCUCUUCCAUUUAAGCUUCAUUACUCUCUUUAGUUCAUAUGUGUCAUUUUUGUCAUAUAAUUGAAAACAGUGCUGCUGACAUUGUAGAUUCCAUUUUAUCACUUUCCGUAACCUCAUAAAAAUGGACAGUGAAUUAACCCUGACAUUGCAAACUGGAGGACUGGAUUUUAGAAAUUCAGCACAAUAAAGAUUUUAAAAAAGUGCUUCAUCAUUUUUACCUGGAAAUAUUUUCCUGAUCAUUUUUCUUAGCAGAGGUUUAACUGGCUUUUUCAAGGGGUUUUGACUCCCCUUCUACUGCAUGUGCUUCUGUUAGGAGUAUAGUGAUGCUAGAAACUGAGCAUUACAUAGACCUGAGUUUAUUGUAGCAUUUUUGCUUAACGAUUACUGCUAUGAAGAAUAUUUUGUACACUUACAUAAACUUAGAAAAGUGGACGUGGUUCAUGUUGUUAACAUCCCAGUAGGCAUAAUAAAUAAAGUUGUUUAGAAAACUUGA